AUGGAUAUGUCCUCGAUUACUUACAAUACUGUUGAUGACCUUAAUGUUAAUAGUAAUGUACCGGAUAGAUAUAAGAGGUCGUUGAUGUCUGUCAACAAUCCGUCAUUUUAUGAUUCACAAAGGAAAGAAAUAGAUUACGAUAUGAAAGUAGAUUUGAGUAAAUUCAACAUUUUCUAUCCACCGUUCGUCGGUGUAAGAAACGAAGCUAUCAAACCGAGGAUCAAAAGGGCCGACGAAGAUAUCUUCAACAAGCAACCGGCGGGGAUUAUAAUCGAGAAGAAGAAAGUGAUGGUUCAGUACGCUCCAGUGGAGAGAAAGCGAAAUUUUCCCAAAUGCUCUCACACGCCGAAGGAAUCUAAAUCUCACGAAAAGCAGCUCAAACACCCAUUCUACAAGAAUUCACAGCGCUUGGACGAGCUUUUAGAUCAGUUGCUGGAAAAUAAAAUCGACAAAGUAAUAUCGAGCCCUUUAAACCUGGGCUUUCUUAUUGGUGAUCGAGAAAAAUGCAAGCAUUCUAAGCAGGAGCAAGAAGAAACGCCACGUUUGGAUUAUGAUUUACAGAAACAGGAUGCAUUAAACCCGACUGAAGCUUCAGAAGACGAGAACAAGUUCACUAGUGCUGAAAAUACAGAUGUCAAUUUAGAUUCCGCCCCGGAAGAUAUUUUUAAGCUAUCAGAGAUUAAGAGACAGAAUCCUAAUUCUGAUGCGAAGUCAAGUUUGAUUGACAAAGAAGAAUUACACAAAGACGAAAACGAUGAGAGAAAUAGACAUUCUCUUCGUUCCACUACAUCGCCUUAUGAUGUUUUAUUAAGCGUAUCUACAUUAAUG
This is a messenger RNA of Iphiclides podalirius (scarce swallowtail), 828 nucleotides long. The record is from the annotation of a GenBank genome assembly. NCBI's taxonomy places the organism in Eukaryota, Metazoa, Arthropoda, Insecta, Lepidoptera, Papilionidae.